Messenger RNA from Fusarium verticillioides 7600, 1365 nucleotides. RefSeq lists its product as hypothetical. The record is from RefSeq and is a predicted model, not a curated record. The coding region runs from base 1 to 1365 and encodes 454 amino acids. The transcript is spliced from 3 exons. Lineage: Eukaryota; Fungi; Ascomycota; Sordariomycetes; Hypocreales; Nectriaceae.
AUGUCGGAAGUAGAAGAAACCACUGGCGAUCUUGUUAAAAGAUCGAAACGGUUUAUCAAAAAUAAGUUCUCAUUCACUCAACACUCAUCUAAGAACAAUGCCGUCAAGAACCCUGAAAGUCCUGGGAGGGGAUCUAUCAACUCAAUUGAGAAGUCAGUUGAACUGAACGUACCCAAUGGAGAACAAAGCCUCGAAUCCCCGGUUGAUGAAACAAACCAACUUGGCACUCAACCAGAUGGCACUUCACAUGCAUUUCCUGUCGAUGGCCAAGGCCCUCAGGACACUUUCCACGUAUCGCAAGGUGUUCAAAGUCCUUCAUCUGGGCUACCAACUGAGAGCGCUGUGUUCAAUGGAGUUUGUGCACCAAAUGGUUUUCGAGCCGCACAAUCCAAGGAACUUCCGCUUCUUCCGGCAGCUCACCAAACCCAAGUCAUGGGUGCCUCUCGCGAUGAGAACAUCUCGUAUGGGCAGAAGGAUUUAGCAGUGACUCUCAAGGAGCAAUCGGAGUUUAUCGACAACCUCGUUGCCAAAAACAAGUCUCUUUCACAGCAACUGGAAGCAGAGCGUCAAAAGCGCCAGAAAGACCUUGCAUACUGGAGAAACCGCACCAGCGAAGCCGCAAGCAAGAAUGCCAAUCUUGUUCCUGGAAUGCCUCUCAGUCAGCCAGAAACCGAACUCCGCAACGAGUGGCGAAACCUGGCCUUUGAUGUGAGGAACUUGGUGGACAACUACUUUAAGAAAGUGAGCACUAGCAAACUUGAGGCUUGGGGAGAAGAGAACGGGGAUUUCCUUCGCAAGAUCACCCCGACUUAUCAACAAGUCAUAAGAGGGGGGCGGUCAGGCCUUGCUAUGGUCGAGGCGGCUGUUUGGCAGGGCCUCUGUAGGGCAGUGUUUGGGGGCCUGAGGGAAGACAGUCCCAUGAUCUGGGCUGGUCCAUAUCAAAGUAGUCUGAGAGUAUUAGUGAACGAACUCCAGCAAGACCAAAAGCAGAACGAUUCCGAGCAGUUUUCUCCCCUCUUCCACCAGUGGGGUACUCUUACGGCCAAUCUGAUAGAAGUACUUCGGGCAUCCGAACAUCAUUACCAACGGAUCCAUCCCGUAGUCCAAGACCUAGAAGAUCUAUUCUUUGCCUGUCGCUCUGUCGGCGUGAUGUACAAAUCCGACACAUAUCGACGGGACUUGCGGGCCCUGGUCACGAAGGCCAUCAGGUUUGACUUCAACUUGUCUGGUCAAACGGCUGAGUAUUUCAUCGAUUGGCCGCGGUGUGGUCGAUUCAACGUGCCGUUUGAUCAGAAGACAAUGCAAGUGUCACAACGGAGUCCCCAGUCAACCAGGAAUGCAGGAUGGCAGUUUAAUGGCCGUUGA